Molecule: messenger RNA, 1575 nt
Organism: Aspergillus nomiae NRRL 13137
Lineage: Eukaryota; Fungi; Ascomycota; Eurotiomycetes; Eurotiales; Aspergillaceae
Product: Ran exchange factor Prp20/Pim1
Exons: 2
Coding region: 1-1575 (524 amino acids)
Cellular component (GO): cytoplasm
Molecular function (GO): guanyl-nucleotide exchange factor activity
Source: RefSeq, a predicted model, not a curated record
AUGCCGCCUAAAAAGAGCGCGUCCAAGGCUUCUGCGAAGCCACCCAAAAGCACCACAACUACAAAUAGGGUUCCUUCCACAAGAACUCCAGCAAAGGAACGGCCUACGAAAACCAGCGCAGCCAAGUCUAAAGGCAGCGAUGCGCGCACAAAGACUACCACAAAAGCUGCCCGCGCAGCACCCCCAAAACGUAAAGCCGAAGCUGUUGAGGAGCCUAUUCGCGAAACCAAAAAGGCACGCGUUGUUGAACCUCGUGUUACAAAGCAAAAGCCGAAAGUGGUCAUCAACCAUGCACCGACAACCCGACUUAACGUUUACGUUUGUGGCGAAGGCAGCUCAGGCGAACUUGGUCUUGGGCCGGAAAGGACUGCUGUUGAUGUAAAGCGGCCGCGCCUCAAUCCUUACCUGUCAGCAGAUAAGGUUGGUGUAGUACAGGUCGCUGUUGGUGGUAUGCACUGCGUCGCUCUUACCCACGAUAACAAGAUCCUUACCUGGGGCGUGAAUGACCAAGGUGCGCUUGGAAGGGAUACUACAUGGGAUGGAGGCUACAAGGAGGUUGAGGAUAAUAAGAGUGAUGCCGAUUCAGACUCAGAUGAUGACCCGGCUCUCAACCCAUACGAGUCGACCCCAACUGCUAUUCCUUCUGAUACUUUCCCCGAAAGUACUGUUUUCGUUGAAGUCGCUGCUGGGGAUAGCUCGAGUUUCGCCCUCACAGAUGAUGGCCAAGUAUACGGCUGGGGCACGUUUAGAAGUAACGAUGGCAUUUUGGGGUUUGAUAGUACUCAUACAGUUCAAACGAUCCCAACACUAAUAUCCUCACUGAAAAAAAUAAAACAUCUAGUAUGCGGCGAUAACCAUGCCCUCGCCUUGAAUGAGAAGGGUGCUGUUUUCUCCUGGGGAUCUGGUCAACAGAACCAGUUGGGACGUCGCAUUAUCGAGCGGAAUAGAUUGAACGGCCUCCAACCACGUGAAUUUGGCCUGCCCAAGAAUAUUAUACAUAUCGGGAGUGGCGCCUUCCAUUCUUUUGCUGUCCAUCAAUCCGGGAAAGUUUAUGCUUGGGGCCUGAAUAGUUUUGGUGAGACAGGUAUUCAGGCGGGUGCUGGGGAUGACGAGGCUGCUAUUGUUCAUCCUACUAUUGUGGACUCAUUGUCAGGGAAAAAUAUUAGUCAAGUUUGUGGCGGUGCUCAUCACUCGAUUGCUGUUGCUGAUGGCGAGCAAUGCCUCGUAUGGGGUCGGUUAGAUGGUUUCCAGACAGGUUUGAAAGUUGAUACACUUGCUGAGGAGGCUGUUAUCAAAGAUGAACGUGGGCGACCCCGGAUCCUGAUCGAACCUACCCCUGUUCCAGGAAUUAAAGCAAGCACUGUGGCAGCUGGAUCUGAUCAUUCAAUUGCCAUUGAUACCGAUGGCCGUCCUUGGUCUUGGGGCUUCUCCGCUACCUAUCAAACAGGUCAAGGCACUUCGGAUGAUAUUGAGGUGGCAACCAUUGUCGAGAACACCGCUGUUCGUGGCAAAAAGCUAAAUUGGGCCGGCGCGGGUGGACAGUUUUCAGUAUUCACUGAGCCAGUGGUCGUGUGA